AUGCCAAAGCUUGAAGUACUUCAAUUAAAUGUUCCUAAAUGCUUUGAAAAAUUCUCAGAUACAAGGGUGGUACUUGAUUGCAGUGAAAUAUUUAUUCAGAGUCCAUCAUCAUUAGAAAACAAAGCUCUCACAUUUUCUAAUUACAAGUCACAUAACACUUUCAAAGCUUUGAUUGGUGUGAGCAUGACUGGAGCUGUUGUAUUAGUGUCAAGAUUAUGGCCUGGCUCUACCUCAGAUGUUGAAAUUACUAGAAGCAGUGGUUUAUUUGAACAACUUGAAAAAGGUGAUGCUGUAAUGGUUGAUAAAGGUUUUGUUCAUAUUCAUACAGAUCUGAAACCAAUGGGUGUUAAACUUUAUUGCCCUCCUUUUAAGUCCAAAUGCCAGUUCAGCAAAACUGAAGUUGAGACAACCCGCAGGAUUGCAUCAGCUAGGAUACACGUGGAGAGGAAAAUGGAGCAAAUAAAAAACUUUCGCAUACUUCAAGGCAUAAUGCCCUUGGCUAUAAGUGACUUUGCAGAUCAAAUAUUCUUUGUUUGUUCAGCACUUACAAACAUGCUACCCCCACUAGUGUCAAAGUGA
Molecule: messenger RNA, 579 nt
Organism: Mercenaria mercenaria
Lineage: Eukaryota; Metazoa; Mollusca; Bivalvia; Venerida; Veneridae
Exons: 1
Coding region: 1-579 (192 amino acids)
Source: RefSeq, a predicted model, not a curated record